CGCGCGGCCCUGCGGAGGCGUGCCGCGAUUGGCUGGGCGCCGCGCGGCGGCCGGGGAGCGCUGGAGCGGGGAGGCUGAGGCGGGCGGGCGGCCCCGGGAGGUUGUCCGUAAAUGUUCAAAGAAGGAGCUGAGGCCAGGAAAGUGAGAGUUGCCCUGAGAGACUUCUCUACGUAAUUCAGAAUGAUUGAGGAGAGUGGGAAGAGGAGGAGGACAAUGGCGGAGAAGAGACAGCUGUUCAUGGAAAUGAGGGCACAGAAUUUUGAUGUCAUCAGACUUUCAACGUAUCGAACAGCCUGUAAACUGCGGUUUGUACAAAAAAGAUGUAAUCUUCAUCUUGUUGAUAUCUGGAAUAUGAUUGAAGCCUUCCGAGAUAAUGGCCUUAACACUUUGGAUCAUAACACAGAGAUCAACGUGUCUCGACUAGAAACAAUCAUUUCAUCCAUCUACUACCAGCUAAACAAACGCCUUCCUUCUACUCACCAAAUCAGUGUAGAGCAAUCCAUCAGCCUUCUCCUCAACUUCAUGAUAGCAGCAUAUGACAGCGAGGGCCACGGGAAGUUGACGGUAUUUUCAGUGAAAUCCAUGUUAGCAACAAUGUGUGGUGGCAAAAUACUGGACAAACUAAGAUAUAUUUUCUCUCAAAUAUCAGAUUCAAAUGGACUAAUGAUAUUUACAAAGUUUGAUCAGUUUUUGAAAGAAGUUCUAAAACUUCCAACAGCUGUGUUUGAAGGGCCUUCUUUUGGAUACACUGAGCAUUCCGUACGGACGUGUUUCCCACAACAAAAAAAGAUCAUGCUAAACAUGUUUUUAGACACAUUGAUGGCUGAUCCGCCGCCUCAGUGCCUUGUGUGGCUGCCUCUCAUGCACAGACUUGCCCAUGUUGAAAAUGUCUUCCAUCCCGUGGAAUGUUCGUAUUGCCGGUGCGAGAGCAUGAUGGGUUUCCGGUACCGAUGCCAGCAGUGCCACAACUACCAGCUCUGUCAAAACUGUUUUUGGCGUGGCCAUGCCAACGGUCCUCACAGCAACCAGCAUCAGAUGAAGGAGCAUUCCUCCUGGAAAUCGCCUGCAAAGAAGCUGAGCCAUGCAAUUAGUAAAUCACUCGGUUGUGUGCCAAGCAGAGAACCGCCUCGUCCUGUAUUUCCCGAGCAGCCAGAAAAGCCACUUGAUCUUGCACAUAUAGUCCCUCCUCGACCUCUGACUAAUAUGAACGAUACCAUGGUGACCCACAUGUCCUCUGGAGCACCUACACCAACAAAAAGGUCACAGUGCAACCCGGAUGCUGCCAGCCGAUUAGCUGAUGAGCAUGCGCUGAUUGCAACCUAUGUGACCCGGCUGCAGAGCGGUGCACGCGCCCUGGACAGCCCCGGCAGGCUGGACGAGGAGCACCGGCUGAUUGCCAGAUACGCCGCCCGGCUGGCUGCAGAGGCUGGGAAUGCACCUCGCCCACCAACAGACCUGGGUUUCAACUUUGAUGCCAAUAAACAACAAAGACAGCUGAUAGCAGAGCUGGAAAACAAAAACAGAGAGAUACUCCAAGAAAUUCAGCGUCUGAGACUGGAGCAUGAACAAGCCUCGCAGCCCACACCUGAGAAAGCCCAGCAGAACCCAACUUUACUGGCUGAACUCAGGCUUCUACGGCAGAGAAAGGAUGAACUGGAACAGAGGAUGUCUGCACUCCAAGAAAGCAGAAGAGAACUGAUGGUGCAGCUUGAAGGGCUGAUGAAACUGCUCAAAGAAGAAGAGCAAAAACAGGCAGCACAAGCAGCAGGCUCGGCACACUCGUCACCCACCCACGGAGCGAGCCGCCCCAUGCCCAUGCCCGUCAGAUCCACCUCCGCCGGCUCUACCCCAACGCACGUCCCCCAGGACUCGCUCGCAGGUGUCGGGGGGGACGUGCAGGAAGCUUUCACGCAAGGUACGAGGAGGAACCUCCGCAACGACCUGCUGGUGGCUGCCGACUCCAUCACGAACACAAUGUCAUCGCUGGUGAAGGAACUUCACUCGGCAGAGGAAGAAGAUGAAGAAGAAAUGGAAAAAAUGCAGAAUGGAAAGGAUCGAGGCUAGACAGAUGACCACAGACUGUACCGUAAUUCAGGCACAGAGGGCAACGCGGUGAGCUCCUCUUCGGAAGACGUCUCCACAUCCUUCGGCAGAGGCACGUUUCAGCUGAUGCAUCCACCAUCGUGCAACUGUGAACGAUCUCAACCACCUGCUGACGGCAGCGGCUUUCUCUUAACCAACUGGAGGGCUUUCCCUGCGGGCAUUUGCCCCUUAGGUUAUUGCAUGUACUAUUUUCCUAAAUGUCUUUCCUAGCGAUAAUGAGACAGUGCCCCAUGCAACCCAGCAAUUUAUGGGAGGUUAAAAAAAGGGGGGGAAAGAUAAUACUCCCUGCUCCUGCUAAGUGUUCUGAUCUUUUUUUGAUUUCCUACCAAACGGUGUCAUAACCGCAUCACACGCUGGUUGUUUCCUCUUGACUUCUGACCCCCGGGAUGCAUGAAAAAACGGGUGUUGCGCCUUUUGAGUUUCCUCGCGUGUAAUACCAAGGGGAUUCUGAGUGCAGACCCCCUAAAAAAACCCGCCUUCUAAAAAUACCACUCCGUCUGUCAC
Molecule: messenger RNA, 2607 nt
Organism: Oxyura jamaicensis (ruddy duck)
Lineage: Eukaryota; Metazoa; Chordata; Aves; Anseriformes; Anatidae
Gene: DTNB
Product: dystrobrevin beta
Exons: 22
Coding region: 181-2064 (627 amino acids)
Biological process (GO): synaptic signaling
Cellular component (GO): plasma membrane; synapse
Molecular function (GO): zinc ion binding
Source: RefSeq, a predicted model, not a curated record